Molecule: messenger RNA, 306 nt
Organism: Cricetulus griseus (Chinese hamster)
Lineage: Eukaryota; Metazoa; Chordata; Mammalia; Rodentia; Cricetidae
Source: RefSeq, a predicted model, not a curated record
CCCACUAAUUACCAUCUUUCUGUGCAGAUUGAAGUCGGACUGGUUGUUGGAAAUAGUCAAGUUGCAUUUGAAAAAGCAGAAAAUUCAUCGCUCAAUCUUAUUGGCAAAGCUAAAACCAAGGAAAAUCGCCAGUCAAUCAUCAAUCCUGACUGGAACUUUGAGAAAAUGGGAAUCGGCGGUCUGGAUAAGGAGUUUUCAGAUAUUUUCCGACGAGCAUUUGCUUCUCGGGUGUUCCCUCCGGAGAUUGUGGAGCAGAUGGGUGAGUUUCUGACCCAAGGCUGGUGCUCCUGAGGAAGCACACAGCUG